Mya arenaria is the source of this 528-nucleotide messenger RNA. Its product is annotated as lipoxygenase homology domain-containing protein 1-like. Bases 1 to 528 code for a protein of 175 amino acids. Lineage: Eukaryota; Metazoa; Mollusca; Bivalvia; Myida; Myidae. The transcript is spliced from 4 exons. The record is from RefSeq and is a predicted model, not a curated record. Gene Ontology annotation, molecular function: protein binding.
AUGCCCGAGUGUUUUUCGUCCCUGCAGAUUUAUUUUAGACGACCAUCGACGGCCGUUUCGUUAGACGAACGAUACCGGAUAACAGCGAAGACGGGUGAUCGUCCGCGAGCAGGUACCGACGCCAACGUUUAUCUUGUCCUACACAGCGGAGAAGACCUGGAGACCCCUCCUACCAAACUUUAUACCCGUUUUCACAACGAAUUUAACUGUGGACAGACGGACGUUUACACCGUGAAAAAUAUCAAGUUUGAGGAGGUGUUGGUGCUGGAGAUAUGGAAGGACGCUGCAGGGUGGUACACGGAAUGGAACAUUGACACGAUCACGAUUGAAGACCUCUCGGGCAGCUGGGAUGCCGUGUUCCCAGUGUUCCGUGGGCUCUGGGCGAAAGUAAAUUUGGUCAGUAAGAGAGAACAACGGUCACAGGAACUUAAGGACAAGCGAGAGUUGUAUGUAUACUCGCAGUUGAAAGAAGGAUUUCCGGUGCAAGCAAACAAAGUCCCUCCGGAUGAACAGUUUUCCUUCUGGUAA